This is a messenger RNA of Thyridium curvatum, 1965 nucleotides long. RefSeq lists its product as uncharacterized. The transcript has a single exon. The record is from RefSeq and is a predicted model, not a curated record. NCBI's taxonomy places the organism in Eukaryota, Fungi, Ascomycota, Sordariomycetes, Thyridiales, Thyridiaceae. Bases 1 to 1965 code for a protein of 654 amino acids.
AUGGCUUUCACAUACCGCCCUCUGAACACUGCGAGACAUGAGAUCCGCCUGCUGCAUCUGCUCCCAGCCAAAGACUUCAACGAGCCUCUUCGCUGCGAGUUGGACUUGACAACGCUGCAAGAUGCCCCUCCUUACGAAGCCCUCUCGUAUACCUGGGGGCAGCCACUGAUCACCCAACCCAUUGAGCUGGACUCCCAACCCUUCAACAUCACAGUGAAUCUAGAGUCUGCCCUUCGACACUUGCGCAAGCCCUCUGACAAGAGGCGUCUCUGGGUAGAUGCCAUCUGCAUCAACCAGGACGACACGGCCGAGAGGAGCCACCAGGUGACCCUGAUGAAGGCCAUCUACAGCCACUGCCUCGCCGACCUGGCCUGGCUGGGGCCCAAUCCGUCCGAGAUGAUGGAGGCCGAGCACGACGACUAUCAACGCGCCCAGCUGGAGACGAGGCUCAAGGACCUCCACGCGGGGAUGGACCUGAUGGUCAAGAUCAAGGACAGGGACAUCAAUACCCUUGCCGGCAUGAAGGAGAACAUGGAGCGCCAGGGGCGCCCUGACGGCGGCUGGAUGCUCGACUACGAGCAAGAGCAAGCGCUCGUCACCCUCUUCCGGCUCACGCCCCUCUGGCAGCGCAUCUGGGUCACGCAGGAGCUCUCCUGUGCCCCGCACGUCGUCCUCGUCGCCGGCGACAGGACGCUGGACUGGAGCGUGCUGUUUGACUUCCUCGGCGACACCCCCUACGCCGACGCCUUUCACGUCGUCGGCGGCCACGGGCCUGUGAACCGCAUGGCCUCGCGGCAGAUAUUCCGCCACGCCGAGCACAUCCAGCACCAGCGGUCCAUCAUGCGCGAUACCGCCACCAAGGGCAGUGUGUCCAAGCUCAUCGACGUGCUGGCCCGCUUCAGGCACGCCCGGUCCUCCGAUCCGCGGGACAAGGUCUACGGUCUGCUGGGCCUUGUCACGGAAGAACACGGCGUCACUGUCAGCUACGCCAAGACGGCCCACGAGGUAUACGUGGACGUCACCAAGUCCAUCAUCGACUCGGCGGGCAAUCUAGACAUCAUUUGCCAAAACCCAUGGCAGGGCCACUACGAAUACCGCCAGCCAAAGAUGCCCGGUCUGCCUACGUGGGUCCCUGACUUUUCCUGCACUCUCACUCUGUACGAAUACCAGGAAGGCCCAGAAAGGCUGGAGAACAUCCUCUUUGCGCAGCGGGGCAUCUUCGCUGCCAGCACCAAGCCCUGCCAAGUGCCGUGCCGCGUCCGCGACGGCAAGCGCCUGUUGGUAAGGGGGAUCAUCCUCGACGAGGUCGGGCCCGUGCUGCAGAAGACAUAUCACAUGCUGCCCGAGGACAAGGAGAAGGAGGAGUCCGCCGACCCCGAGGCCCACCACGUCAGCAAGCGCCCCGAGCGAUGGAUGAAGCUCUACUACGGCACAACCCCCCUAGAUGAUCGGUCGCAGGUAUACGCGCCGACCGGCGAGCCGCUCUUCCAAGCCUACUGCCGCAGUCUGUCCCUCGACUGCAAGGCGUAUCCGAUUGUGCGACUCUCGGCCGAAGACGUGCAGGCCGACGCUGAGACGUUCGCGGGGAUCGUGCGCAAGUCCAUGGCCGGGCAGAACUUGGUCAAGCGCACGGGGGGCGGCCGGGAAUGGAUCUCGGAGGACCUCGAGGGAUGCUUCGGGUUGCAGUGCUGGUCCAUGGCGAGCCGAGCGUGGAGGCACUUUUGCUUCAGCCUGUCCAAGACGGGCCUCAUGAUCAUGUUGCCGCGGGGUGCCAAGGACGGGGACGUGCUCGCUAUAGUGGAGGGCGGCAAGGUACCAUUCUUGCUGAGGCCGUCGAUGGGGGGCGACGGGGUGGUAGAGUACGAGUAUUUGGAUGCGGUGUAUGUGCACGGGUUCAUGGACGGAGAGGCCGAGAGGCUAGUCGGUGAGGGAAAGCUGGAGAUGCAGGAGUUGAGUAUCAUUUAG